AGAGGACUAAAGUGUUUUAUCUAUUAUUAAAUGUAAUACCACAGCUAGAAUAGACUCGUUCAUUGGAGACGUUUUGAUAAGUCAUAGCAGGUGUAACUCAUAUAAUAGACUGCACUUCCUGUACGCUGGUGUUGCGCAUGCUGGCUCACAGUCCCACUUGAAGUCGGCCAUCAUUAAUGUUAUUAGUUACACCUGUGCUGUAGCUGCAAUGACAAGUCAAUAUGGAAGCUCUGUUGUCUAAUUUUUAAACUAGUGGAACAUUUUACUUGAAGGGAUGCCUAUUACAAAGUAUGCAAUGCACAAGUUAAAACACAACUUUAAGUUUGCCAGAGUGUGUAGCAUUUAUAUAGCACCAGUGAAGACGCUGAAUCAAAUUCAAUGUCUCCAAGCAUCUAAAAGCGCUUGCUUCUGCUUCUGUCUGUGAUCAUGUGGGCCAGCAGCUGGCACUUUCCUGUACAAACAGCAGAUGGCGCACUGCCCACCGCUUCCUGUGACCUUCUGAUGUGGGUCUGGUGUGUCAGGAGGGAGGAGGGCCCUCUCUUCAUGUGAAAUCAUUACAAAUCUUUUAUCAGAUACACAGCUGUUGGACGGCUGUCUCACAAAUAUUUGCACAACGCGUUUCCGUUCCGAGUUAAAAGCCGUCAAUUGGUGCAAAACAGUGCAGGUGAAAUCUGAUCGCACUUGAGUUCUGAAGAGUUUUUUUUUUUUUUUUUUUUUUUUUUUUUGUGUGUGAAAUAUUUUGCAACAAGUUCAGGAACUGCGUAACUUUAGAGACACUUUUCAUGUGCUAGCUGCUGGGUCCCGGUGUUGGCAGAAAGUGGAAGGAGACUUGUUACUGUGCGCCCGGCUGCUGAUCAGCCAUUGUCGGAAAAGGGCAAGGACUAGUUCAUUUGCCCCCUGGCUACAGUGUUAGCUGUAUGCAUGAAAGAAACUGCUGUAUGAACACUUGGAUGAGCCAUGCGGCUGCUGGCCCGGGUCAAAUUGGACUGCCUGUAACCGGGGAUGGAUUAGUAUCUUAAUUCCUGUUUUUCCGACGGUUUGUAAAUGCACCAUUAUUUGCGUAAUACACUUUGUAGGAAUUUUUCGAGGUUUCUGACGUGCCAACUUCAAAAAUGAGCAGAUAGCUCACUUGUUGCGCAGGUUUGUGAUUAAAUGUGAGAGGAGGAGAGAGGAAUAAAUCCUCCAGCACUUUGUCCUGCAUUCCUGCCUGCCGGAGGAAGUUGUUUGGCUGUUUUCUGUCCUCUUCAUCACUGCACAACUCCGUGCUCCCAUCUGGGGACCACAGGCAGCAACAUCAGGAAGAAGAUGGCAUCCAAACAACCCUGGACUCAGAUCAUAAUCACACUAUCGUCCUUAUUCUCCCUGGUCCUGUGCAGCAUAGCGGCAGAUGUCCCAGAGGAGGAAGGCUUCAGUGCUGAGGCAUGGCUUCGUAAGUUCGGCUACCUGUCUCAGGCGAGCAGACAGAUGUCCACCAUGCAGUCGUCUCAGAUUCUGUCCAAAGCCAUCAGCGACAUGCAGCGCUUCUAUGGCCUAGAGGUGACCGGAGUGAUGGACUCUGCUACUGUCGCGGCCAUGCGUCGGCCUCGCUGUGGCCUCCCAGACAGAGAACCAACAGAGAUGGAUGGUGCGAGGAAGAAACGCUACACUCUCACUGGACAGCAGUGGGGCAAAGACCACAUCACUUACAGUAUAAUGAAUCAACACAUCCCCUCCUCGCUGGGCGAGGAACGGACGUACGAUGCUAUCCGCACAGCCUUUGGCGUGUGGAGACGGGUCACCCCGCUCACCUUUGAGGAGUUACCUGUUGAAAACAACAUCAAUGGCAGCCGGGCAGAGCUCGCUGACAUCCUAUUGUUGUUUGCCUCUGGUUUCCAUGGUGAUAUGUCAUUGUUUGAUGGCGAGGGGGGGUCGCUGGCCCACGCCUACUACCCUGGACCAGGAAUAGGUGGGGAUACACACUUUGAUGCUGAUGAGCCUUGGACACUGGACAACCAAAACCCAGAAGGUGUAGACCUCUUCCUGGUUGCAGUCCAUGAGCUUGGUCAUGCUUUGGGUCUGGAGCACUCAGAUAACCCCAGUGCUAUAAUGGCUCCUUUCUACCAGUGGAUUCACACACACAAUUUCACACUACAUGAGGAUGACAUCAAAGGAAUACAGUACAUAUACGGUCCUCCUCUGAUCACUGGUGCUCCACCCACUUCUCCUCCGGCCCCUGGUGACAAACCCAACGAUGACUCCCCCACCUCCCCUUCUCCUCCUGAAGACGAACCCACCUCCACUUCUCCCACCGACCCCCCACACGAAUCACCCGACCCGACCGACAGCAGCCACCAUCCCCCAGCCCGGCCGGAGCCGAGACCCAGCCCCACCUCACCUCCUGUCCUCCCCACCGACUCCCAGCCUGAGCCAGAACCUGUCACCCCGCACAUUAGAAAAGAUGUCCCACCUCCUCAGCCUCCCCCUCCCCCUCGGCCCCCUCCUCCUCCCCGACCUCCCAAGCUGCCGGACAACCAGGCCCCCAAUAUCUGUGAUGGGGACUUUGACACGGUGACCAUGCUGAGGGGGGAGAUGUUUGUUUUCAAGGGUCGCUGGUUCUGGCGUGUGAGGAGGAACCGGGUCUUGGAUAACUACCCCAUGCCGAUAUCUGUCUUCUGGAUCGGCCUGCCUAGUGACAUCGACGCAGCCUACGAGCGCCACGAUGGCAAAUUUGUCUUCUUUAAAGAUGAUAGAUAUUGGGUGUUCAGGGAGGCUGACGUACUGCCAGGAUACCCACAGCCCUUACAUGAGUAUGGACAAGGAGUUCCUGCGUACAAGAUUGACACAGCAAUCUGGUGGGAGCCCAACGGAUACACAUACUUCUUCUCUGGAGACAGAUAUUGGCGAUACAAUGAGGAGACCCGGACUACAGACCGCGACUUCCCCAAGCCAAACAGUAGAUGGGGCAGAAUUCCUCCCUCACCCAAAGGAGCCUUCCUCAGUGAUGACGGCGCUUACACCUAUUUCUACAAAGGCACCAAUUACUGGAGGUUUGACAACCGCAAGACCGAAGCAGACAAAGGCUACCCACGCUCCAUCCUGAAGGAUUUCAUGGGCUGUGUGGGAGUCCCUGACCCUAAGCCUGAUACAGACACUGAGAAGGAACCAAAAGACAAACCAGUCAACCCUUCAGACCGAGGCAAAGAUGAGCACAAAGAGCCGGACAGGGGCCGGGAUAAAGACACAAACCAGGAGCAAGACCACACCUCUAAGCCUGACAGCACAGAGGAGGAGAAGGACAAAGAGGUGAACGUGGUCGUGACGGUGGCCGACAAUGAAUCAAAAGUCAUGACCCUGAUCAUGGUGAUUAUUCCUCUGGUGCUCAUCCUGUGCAUCCUCGUCCUAAUCUACGCCAUCCUCAGGACUCUGCAGAAGAAAGAGACGCCGAGGGCCUUGGUGCACUGCAAACGUUCGUUGCAGGACUGGGUGUGAGGCACAGAAUUAGAAGAGAUAGAACAGAUAUUCAUCAUUUAUCUGGUACAGUCGUUGGCGUAAAAAAUUAUAUUCAUGGCGUGGUGGAAAGAAGCUUCAACACAGUACUAAAGUCUAAGAAAGCUGAGGAUGAGUCACCGUUUUGGGCCCCAUUCAUUGUGAGAACUUUUAUUGCUCAUGUGACAAAAUGCAAAAGUGGUAAAGUUGGCUACAGUGUACGUUUCCCUCUACUGGCCUUGAAGUUUUUCUCCUGUGCCUCCCUUUGUGCCUUCCAAAUGUCUGAAAAAGUACCUCUAUUUCUUAAAAAAUCACAUUUAUUCCAUCACGACAUUUAAAAAAAAAAGAUGUGGCAGCCACCAGAUGUGUACUGUAGAAGACACAUGACACACUAGGAAUGUCCGUUUCUAUCAAUUCUAAUUGCACAGAGGGACAGAUUUAUUUUUAGUAUAAAUGCAGACAAAGUCGAUAAUGCACAUACACUACACAGAAGCACACAUACUGUACAUACAUACACAUACACACACACACGAGUGCUUAUAGCUAUGAAAACAAAUAUACAUAUAAGUCUUCCAUAUGUUUGACUAUGGUGCCUCUACCAAUCUUGACAUUGUCUUUGUUUAGAACAGAUGAUUUGCACUUUUGAUUCUGUUUAUUGUUGUCUUUAUUUUGCUGAGGUUGCUUCACUGCAGAUAUGUGUGUCUGUGUGUUCGUGCAACGCAGAACUCUUAUUAAAAACACAGACACACACUUGCAGAAGAAGCUCGUCCUCUGACCAGCGCAGGAAUGUCAGACAGCUGUGUCUCCCACUGAGCCCAUUAUGUCUGCCCUCUCUCUCUCUCACACACACACACACACACACACACACACACACACGAUCUAAAAAAAACCCCUAACUGCACUCAUUUGUGCAUGCAUGUCCACAUAUGCAGACACACACACCAAGACAUAGAGACCACUUACCCAAACAAAGGCACAUAGAGUUUUUGCACACAGACAGAAGGGCUCCAGCUUUCCCCUCCUCCCACCACAGCCACGAUAACUGUUCAGACUGCACCACUAAAAACACAAUCCCAGCGGAGACAUAUUGAUAUACAACUGGUGCCAGGGCUGGGAUGAAAUACAAGAGGAGGGGGAUUUAGUCACAUUUAACGAGAAGAACUGAAAAGUGUGUCCAUUUCAACUCGACCUGUGAAGAGUAAAACCAUAGCAACAGUAUCCCUCUUUCUGUAUUUCCUCUUCUUUUUUCAUGCUAAAGCUAAAUAAAGUCGAAGCUAAUUAAGUGUACAUGGGAGAAGCCUGCAGGUUAGAGAGGAAUGGGUCAGGGUCUGGUUUCCAUUAAGCCCACAUGCUGCAGAUUUAGUAGUGUCAGGCAUGAGGAGGGGGGAGAGUUAGAGGGAAAAAUGCAAAAAGAAGGAGGUAUAAUAAAAAUUGGUAGUGGGGAGUAAGGAGAGAGAGGAAAUGAGAGAGAAUGAGAUGACGAGGGUAAGAAAAAAAAAACGGGGGAGGCACAGAUUGAGGAGGGGAGAGGGAGGGCUCUGCCAGCAUUUCCUAUCCAGUUUUCUCUGGAGCUGGAGGAGGGCGGGAAAGAGGGAGGAAGGAAUUUGGCAGAGGUGCAGCGCUGGCGUUGCGCCUCCUGACCUAGAUUGGGACACUUAAGUCCACUCCUCCUUUUCAAGUCUUCUUGUUUUUGCUCUGUUUGUUAUCAUGAGCUGGAGAUGACUUCUGCGAUCCCUCCUCCCUUCCUCCUCUAUCUUUCUCUGCACUUCUUUCUUUUCCUUUUGUUUGUCCAUUCUCAGUCUGUCUUUUUCUCUCUCUUUCGUUUCAUUGCUGUACCUUACCCCACUUCUGCGCUCCCAAAUGUAUUCAUUUUCUUCUCCACUCUUCUUCCGCUCCAUGUGGAAAGUUAGCUCAAGCAUUUAAAAGAUACUUAAUGCACAGAAACAUCUGCAUCCACUCUCUCUGUGUAAAGCCACUAUUCACAUGCUACAAUCAUUCACCUUAGGUUUGUGCCUAUAUUUUAUUUUGGCCUGUUUUACACGUUUCAUUGUGCCUUUUUUUCUGUGAAUAUUGGGGGGCAUUUUGUUUUACUAUAAAUAGCAUGAGGGAAAGUUUUUAAAAUGUGUUUCUUCCCUUUUUUACUCUACUUAUCAUUUGUAGUUUUGUAAAUUUUGUUUCUGUUCAGGUUUUCUGUAAGAACAGCAGUAGAUUAUUACAACGAUGUUGAUGCAUGCAGGGCAUGUUCUGUAAGGCCUGUGCACUCCUGUGUAGAGUACGUUAAAGAUUUCACAAUAAAACUCACAGGUAAAAGCAA
Siniperca chuatsi (mandarin fish) is the source of this 5779-nucleotide messenger RNA. Its product is annotated as matrix metalloproteinase-15-like. Gene Ontology annotation, biological process: collagen catabolic process; extracellular matrix organization; proteolysis. Gene Ontology annotation, cellular component: extracellular matrix. Gene Ontology annotation, molecular function: metalloendopeptidase activity; zinc ion binding. The transcript is spliced from 10 exons. Bases 1306 to 3468 code for a protein of 720 amino acids. NCBI's taxonomy places the organism in Eukaryota, Metazoa, Chordata, Actinopteri, Centrarchiformes, Sinipercidae. The record is from RefSeq and is a predicted model, not a curated record.